UCUAUACCCAAUGGGUCUUCUGGGUACUUUAAGGCUGAUGAUUCUGUUCCUCCGGGGGGCAGCCAUACCUACAACUGGACCAUUCCUGAAGACCAUGCACCCACUGGUGCUGAUCCUGCAUGCCUCACCUGGAUCUACCAUUCUCAUGUAGAUGCUCCACGAGACAUUGCAGCUGGCCUCAUUGGACCCCUCAUCACCUGUAAAAGAGGAGCCCUGGAUGAAAGCUCCCCUCCUCGGCGGCAGGAUGUGGACCAUAAUUUCUUCCUGCUCUUCAGUGUGAUAGAUGAGAACCUUAGCUGGCACCUAGAUGAGAACAUUGCUACUUACUGCUCAGACCCUGCCUCAGUGGACAAAGAAGAUGAGGCCUUUCAGGAGAGCAACAGGAUGCAUGCAAUCAAUGGUUUUGUCUUUGGGAACUUACCUGAGCUGAAUAUGUGUGCACGGAAGCAUGUGGCCUGGCACUUGUUUGGCAUAGGCAAUGAAGUGGAUGUCCACACAGCUUUCUUCCAUGGACAGAUGCUGACCAUCCGUGGACACCGCACUGAUGUGGCUCACAUCUUCCCAGCCACGUUUGUGACUGCUGAGAUGCUGCCCCAGGGGCCUGGCACUUGGUUAAUUAGCUGUCAAGUGAACAGUCACUUGCAAAAUGGCAUGCAGGCACUCUACAAGGUCAAUUCUUGCUCCACGGCCCCUCCUGUGGACCAGCUCACAGGCAAAGUUCGGCAGUACUUCAUUGAGGCUCAUGAGAUUCGAUGGGAUUAUGGCCCGAUGGGACAUGAUGGGAGUACUGGGAAGAGUUUGAGAGAGCUGGGAAGUGGCUCAGAAAAGUUCUUCCAGAAGAGCUCUAGCCGAAUUGGAGGUACUUACUGGAAAGUUCGAUAUGAAGCCUUCCAAGAUGAAACAUUCCAGGAGAAGAUGUAUCGGGAAGAAGAUAAGCAUCUUGGAAUUUUAGGGCCAGUGAUCCGGGCUGAGGUGGGUGAUACCAUCCAGGUGGUCUUCUACAACCGUGCCUCAAAACCAUUCAGCAUGCAGCCCCAUGGGGUCUUUUAUGAGAAAGACUAUGAGGGCACUGUGUACAAUGAUGGCUCAUCACACCCUGGUUUGGUGGCUAAGCCCUUUGAGAAAGUAACAUACCUCUGGACAGUGCCCCCCCAUGCCGGUCCCACUGCUCAGGAUCCUGCCUGUCUCACCUGGAUGUACUUUUCUGCUGCAGAUCCCAUAAGAGAUACAAAUUCUGGCCUGGUGGGCCCCCUGCUGGUGUGCAAGGCUGGUGCCUUGGGUGCAGAUGGCAAGCAGAAAGGGGUGGAUAAAGAGUUCUUUCUCCUCUUCUCUGUGUUGGAUGAGAACAAGAGCUGGUACAGCAAUGCCAAUCAAGCAGCUGCUAUGUUGGAUUCCCGACUGCUCUCAGAGGAUGUCGAGGGCUUCCAAGACUCCAAUCGGAUGCAUGCUAUUAAUGGGUUUCUGUUCUCUAACCUGCCCAGGCUGGACAUGUGCAAAGGUGACACGGUGGCCUGGCACCUGCUUGGCCUGGGCACGGAGACUGACGUGCAUGGGGUCAUGUUCCAGGGCAACACUGUGCAACUUCAGGGCAUGAGGAAAGGUGCAGCCAUGCUCUUUCCUCACACUUUUGUCAUGGCCAUCAUGCAGCCUGACAACCCUGGGACAUUUGAAAUUUACUGCCAGGCAGGCAACCACCGAGAAGCAGGGAUGAGGGCAAUCUAUAAUGUUUCCCAGUGUUUUGGCCAUCAGACUAGCCCUCAUCAACACUACCAAGCUGCAAGAGUCUACUACAUCAUGGCAGAAGAGGUAGAGUGGGACUAUUGCCCUGAUAGAAGCUGGGAACUGGAAUGGUACAACCAGUCUAAGAAGGACAGUUAUGGUCACGUGUUCCUGAGCAACGAGGAUGGGCUCCUGGGUUCCAGAUACAAGAAAGUUGUAUUCCGGGAAUACACUGAUGGUACAUUCAAGAUCCGUCGGCCAAGGUCUGGAUCAGAAGAGCACUUGGGAAUCUUGGGUCCACUUAUCAGAGGAGAGGUUGGCGAUAUCCUGACUGUGGUGUUCAAGAAUAAUGCCAGUCGCCCCUACUCUGUACAUGCUCAUGGAGUAUUAGAAUCCAGUAAUGGAUGGCCACAGGCUGCUGAGCCUGGUGAGGUACUCACUUAUCAAUGGAACAUCCCAGAGAGAUCUGGCCCUGGACCCAAUGACUCUGCUUGUGUUUCCUGGAUCUAUUAUUCUUCAGUGGAUCCCAUUAAGGACAUGUAUAGUGGCCUGGUGGGGCCCUUAGCCAUUUGCCGGAAGGGUAUCCUGGAACCCCAUGGAAGACGGAGUGACAUGGACCAGGAAUUUGCCUUGUUAUUUUUGAUCUUUGAUGAGAAUCAAUCUUGGUAUCUGGAAGAGAAUGUGGCAACCUAUGGGCACCAAAAGCCAGACCAUGUUAACCUGAAGGAUGAGACUUUCUUGGAGAGCAAUAAAAUGCAUGCCAUCAAUGGGAAGCUCUAUGCCAACCUCAAAGGUCUUACCAUGUACCAAGGAGAACGAGUGGCCUGGUACAUGCUGGCCAUGGGCCAAGAUAUUGACAUACACACUGUCCACUUCCAUGCAGAGAGCUUCCUUUUUCGGAAUGGACAGAGCUACCGGGCAGAUGUGGUGGAUUUGUUCCCAGGGACCUUUGAGGUUGUAGAGAUGAUUGCAAACAACCCUGGGACAUGGCUGAUGCACUGCCAUGUGACUGACCAUAUCCAUGCUGGCAUGGAGACCCUCUUUACUGUCUUGUCUCAAAAAGAACACUUAAGCACGAUCACUACCAACACCCAAGAGAUUGGAAAAGCAGUGAUCCUAAGAGACAUUGGAGAAGGCAAUGUGAGGAUGCUGGGCAUGCAGAUCCCCAUAAAGGAUGUCGAGAUUCUGGCUACUGUUUUGAUUGCCGUGGGUAUCAUUCUUCUGCUUGUUGCUCUGACUCUUGGUGGUGUGGUCUGGUACCAGCAUCGGCAAAGAAAGCUACGGCGCAACAGGAGGUCCAUCCUGGAUGAUAGCUUCAAGCUUCUGUCUCUCAAACAGUAGUAGCUGGAUCCUGGAGAUCUCCUCAGGAAGCACAUGUGGAAAGCACUCUCAGGCUCCCAGGAUGCCAUGGACUUGCAACUAACUGUACUGUCAAAAGGGCAUGGGUGAUGGAGAGGCAGAGGAUACAAUCAAAAUUAUUUGGGUAUUUCAUUUAUUUAUUUACAUGGAAAUUACAUGCCGUCACUUUUUCUUUAGUUUCUUUGCUACACUCAGGCACCUGGAGUAGGUAAAUCCCAUAAUACACUACACCACAAAUUUCAACAGCUGUAUUAUAUCACCCUUCAAUUCUGGAAAAUCUGGAAAUUCCUAGAAACUGGUCCUUCUUAUAAAG
Castor canadensis (American beaver) is the source of this 3391-nucleotide messenger RNA. The record is from RefSeq and is a predicted model, not a curated record. NCBI's taxonomy places the organism in Eukaryota, Metazoa, Chordata, Mammalia, Rodentia, Castoridae.